UCAAAAUUUGAUUUCAAUGGGGGUGUGAAGAAGUUGGAGGAGAUCCGAGAGCGUCAACUGCUUGGUUCAAACUCGAAAAUCGGACCUGGAAGAAGGUUGAAGAAGAGUUUAUCGGUAUAGAAGCGGGAAUUCGGGUCGACCCGGGAAUGGAGAGCCGGACGAAACCGCCGGAGGAGUCGGUGAGCAACGGCUCUGACUCGGGUCCGGGAAGGUCAAGAGCUCCGAGGCUGUUCAUCAAGGAAAUGGUGAUGAGGAACUUCAAGUCUUACGCUGGAGAGCAACGUGUUGGUCCUUUUCACAAGAGCUUUUCGGCAGUGGUUGGUCCGAAUGGGAGUGGGAAGAGCAACGUGAUUGACGCCAUGUUGUUUGUUUUUGGAAAGCGAGCCAAACAGAUGCGGCUGAACAAAGUUUCGGAACUUAUUCACAAUUCUACUAACCACCAGAAUUUAGAUAGUGCAGGCGUCUCCGUUCAUUUUCAAGAAAUCGUUGAUCUGGAUGAUGGGACUUAUGAAGCUGUACCUGGAAGCGACUUUGUAAUUGCCCGGGUUGCAUUUCGAGAUAACUCAUCUAAGUAUUACAUUAAUGACCGGCCUAGUAACUUCACAGAGGUCACCAAGAAAUUGAAAGGGAAGGGUGUGGACUUGGACAAUAACCGUUUUUUAAUACUUCAGGGUGAGGUUGAGCAGAUUUCACUUAUGAAGCCAAAGGCUCAAGGACCACACGAUGAAGGUUUUCUUGAAUAUCUUGAGGACAUUAUUGGAACCGACAAAUAUGUUGAAAAGAUUGAUGAAUCACAUAAGCAGCUAGAAACCCUGAAUGAGAGAAGAUCUGGGGUGGUGCAGAUGGUUAAGUUAGCAGAGAAAGAGAGAAAUGGCUUGGAGGAUGUGAAGAACGAGGCAGAAGCCUACAUGCUGAAAGAGCUGUCACUUUUGAAGUGGCAAGAGAAAGCUGCAAAACUGGCAUCUGGUGAUACUAGUGCUAAAAUGGUUGAACUCCAAGCAAACAUGUCCAACUUGGAAGAAAAUCUAAAAAAUGAAAGGGAGAAGAUUCGAGAAAACAAUCAAACAUUGAAGGAGCUUGAGACUUUGCACAACAAAUAUAUGAAAAGACAGGAGGAACUUGAUGAUGGACUGAGAACUUGUAAGGAUGAGUUCAAGGAAUUUGAAAGGCAGGAUCUCAAAUAUCGGGAAGAUGUAAAGCACAUGGAACGAAAAAUCAAGAAACUUGAGGAUAAAAUUGAAAAGGAUUCUUCAAAGAUCAAUCAAAUCUUGAAGGAGUCUGAGGACUCAGCAGAUUUGAUUCCAAAACUGGAGGAUAAUAAUCCUAAACUGCAAAAACAAUUAGUAGACGAGGAGAAAGUCUUGGAGGAAAUUGAAGAGAAUUCUAAAGUUGAGACGGAGGUGUACCGCUCUGAACUUGCAAGGGUUCGUGUUGAAUUAGAACCAUGGGAAAAACAAUUAAUUGAACACAAAGGAAAACUUGAAGUUGCAUCUACUGAAAUGAAGCUUUUGAAUGAAAAGCAUGAAGCUGGUCGUGCAGCUUUUGAGGAUGCUCAAAAGCAGAUGGAUGACAUGCUGCAAAGAAUUGAAACAAAGUCCACAAGCAUCACAAGUAUUGAAAGCGAUUUAGCAAGGAACAAGCUUGAAGCAUUGGAAGCUCGUAAAGUGGAACAAGAGUGCAACAAGGAACAAGAAGCAACAGUUCUUCUUGAACAAGCUGCGCGACAAAAGGUCACAGAGCUUAUGUCUCUUAUGGAAUCUGAAAAGAGUCAGGGGUCAGUCCUAAAGGCAAUUUUGGAAGCUAAAGAAUCAAACCAAAUAGAGGGAAUUUACGGCCGAAUGGGUGAUCUGGGGGCUAUUGAUGCAAAAUAUGAUGUUGCCAUAUCAACAGCAUGUCCUGGACUUGAGUAUAUUGUAGUAGAAACAACUGGUGCUGCACAAGCCUGUGUUGAGCUACUCCGAAGGAAGAACCUUGGUGUUGCAACUUUCAUGAUACUGGAGAAACAAGUUGAUCAUCUACAUAGAAUGAAAGACAAAGUAAGCACUCCAGAGGGUGUUCCACGGCUUUUUGAUUUGAUUAAGAUUCAGGAUGAAAGAAUGAAACUUGCUUUCUUUGCAGCACUGGGAAACACAGUCGUAGCAAAAGAUAUUGAUCAGGCAACCCGCAUUGCAUAUGGUGGAAACAAAGAAUUUCGGCGUGUGGUAACACUUCAAGGUGCCCUUUUUGAAAAAUCUGGUACCAUGAGUGGUGGAGGGGGUAAACCACGUGGUGGUAGGAUGGGGACAUCUAUUCGACCCGCCAGUGUUUCUGCAGAAUCUGUUGCAACUGCUAAGAACGAGCUCUCAGCAAUGGUUGACAAGUUAAAUUCUAUGCGCCAAAAAGUUGCUGAUGCAGUAAGGAUUUACCAGGCCUCAGAAAAAGCAGUUGCUCGUUUGGAAUUGGAAUUGACCAAAAUCCAUAAAGAGAUAGACAGUUUAAAGUCACAGCAUAGUUAUCUUGAAAAACAGCUUGAUUCCCUGAAAGCUGCAUCAAAGCCAAGGAAAGAUGAGCUAAAUAGGCUGGAGGUGUUAAAUAAAACUAUAUCUGCAGAAGAAAAAGAGAUCGAAAGACUUAUAGAAGGGUCGAAGCAGUUGAAGGAUAAGGCUUUGGAGCUUCAGAGUAAAAUUGAAAAUGCAGGUGGUGAAAGAUUGAAAUUGCAAAAGUCAAAAGUCAACAAAAUUCAAUUUGAUAUUGAUAAAAGCAAUACAGAGAUCAAUCGCCACAAGGUUCAAAUAGAGACAGGUCAAAAAAUGAUGAAGAAGUUGAAAAAGGGGAUUGAAGAGUCAAAGAAGGAGAAAGACCGAGUGGUUGACGAGAAGGAGAAGUUGCAUUUAUCCCAUAAAGAUAUAGAACAGAAGGCAUUUACGGUUCAAGACAACUAUAACAAAACACAGGAGCUAAUUGAUCAGCAUAGAGAUGUAUUGGAUAAAGCAAAAUCUGAUUAUGAAAAGUUGAAGAAGACCGUGGAUGAGUUGAGAGCAUCUGAGGUUGAUGCUGACUACAAAUUACAAGACAUGAAGAAACUCUACAAGGAGUUGGAAAUGAAGGGAAAGGGUUACAAGAAAAAGCUUGACGAAUUGCAAGUUGCUCUUGUGAAGCAUAUGGAACAAAUUCAGAAAGAUCUGGUGGACCCUGAAAAGCUUCAAGCGACACUGGCAGACAAGACUCUUACUGAGGAUUGUGGCCUAAAGAGGGCCCUUGAAAUGGUAGCAUUGAUUGAAGCACAAUUGAAAGAGAUGAAUCCCAAUCUUGACUCCAUUUCAGAAUACCGGAGAAAGGUAUCAGUGUACAAUGAACGAGUACAAGAUCUUAACACGGUCACUCAAGAGCGUGAUGAUGUCAAGAAGCAAUAUGAUGAAUGGAAAAAGAGAAGGAUGGACGAGUUCAUGGCAGGAUUCCACACGAUAUCUUUGAAGUUGAAAGAAAUGUAUCAGAUGAUCACACUAGGAGGUGAUGCGGAACUUGAACUUGUUGACUCUUUGGAUCCUUUCUCUGAAGGUGUUGUUUUCAGCGUCAGACCACCAAAAAAGAGCUGGAAGAAUAUUGCAAACUUAUCAGGUGGUGAAAAGACUCUCAGCUCGUUGGCUCUUGUGUUUGCUCUUCAUCACUACAAACCUACCCCACUUUAUGUUAUGGAUGAGAUUGAUGCUGCUCUGGAUUUCAAGAAUGUUUCAAUUGUGGGACACUAUGUGAAAGACCGAACAAAGGAUGCACAGUUUAUAAUCAUAAGCCUUAGAAACAACAUGUUUGAGCUGGCGGAUCGACUUGUUGGGAUUUAUAAAACUGACAACUGCACUAAGAGCAUUACCAUCAACCCUGGGUCUUUUGUAGUUUGUGAAAAAGCUGCUUAGGGCCCAGUAUGCAUCAUUCAGUCCCAGGUCAGACCUUUUUUGCCUGUAUCGAUGCCAUAUUACCUCACAAAUGUUGGUCACAUAUUUAUUGUAGAAUGCCUUCUGAUAUCUAUUGUAUUGCAAUUGAUUGAGUUGUGUAAUUAAUGUCUACGGGACAAACACAUAUAGGGACAUGUUUCUUAGUUGCAGUUUUUUUAUUAGGUCAGGAAUGUCUGACUAUAUGUACUAAUAUGUUCUGAUGCCCAGUUAUUGUUCGCUCAAAUAGUGCUUUUGAGAGAGUUUUUGUA
Vitis riparia (riverbank grape) is the source of this 4177-nucleotide messenger RNA. RefSeq names its product structural maintenance of chromosomes protein 4. Lineage: Eukaryota; Viridiplantae; Streptophyta; Magnoliopsida; Vitales; Vitaceae. Bases 147 to 3890 code for a protein of 1247 amino acids. Gene Ontology annotation, biological process: mitotic chromosome condensation. The transcript has 28 exons. The record is from RefSeq and is a predicted model, not a curated record. Gene Ontology annotation, cellular component: chromosome. Gene Ontology annotation, molecular function: ATP binding; protein binding; ATP hydrolysis activity.